AUGCAAUACCAACAACAAGCUGGAGCUGUUCGAGCUCAACAAAAUUAUAAUUAUGGUGCGUGCAUGGAAAAUGGUUGUUCGUGUCCUGCAAUGAUACCAAUUGAAGGAUGCCCGGACAGAUGUGCCAAAUGCUCGCACGAUAAUUUAAUACAUAUUAAUUUAAGUUCAGAAUCGAGCCAAGAUUAUAAUGUAGGUAAUGGCAUAAAUAAUCAAUCAUGCCCCCCGAACAAUAUAAACUCGGAAUUGAAUUCUCUUGGAUAUCCCGUCAAUAACGAAGUAGUCGAAUACGCAACGUAUCCAGACCAACAAGCAUACUUUAAUCAGAAGAAAACUCCAGAUAAAAAACUUCCAGUACGAGAAAUACCUCCGCCCAAUACAAUAUGGUUCUAUAAUCGUAAUGAGAAAUACUAUGAAUUUACGAACUUCCAAGAAGGUUAUCCGAUUGUCGCUGCACUGGUGCAGCCCAAACCGGGAGAACAACCUAAUUGUAAGAAAUGGCCCACAAGUGAACACCUUUUUCAGGCAGCAAAGUUCAAGAAGGAUCAUCCAGAAAUCUGCGAGCAUAUUAGACUUUGCAAAACUGCGAGAGAUGCAUUAAAUAUGGCGCGACAGUAUCAACAUUAUGUGGAUCCAAAUUGGCAAGAUAUUAACGUACAAGUGAUGGAAUGGGUUGUCUCACAAAAAUUUGAACAACACCCAGUUUUGGCAUCAAUGCUAAUAUCAACAGGCGAUCUUGAACUAGUAGAACAUACGGAAGUAGAUAGUUUUUGGGGAGAUGGAGGUGGUAAAGGGCGUAAUGAGCUUGGGCAAGUGUUAAUGCGAGUCAGAAAAAAGUUAAGAGAAAGGGCUCAAUUUCACCCCGAAAUCAAUGCUCCCAUAAACGUGAAUCAUGCAGAGGACAACUCAAUAUAUAUGAUAUCGGGAUCUCACACUCAUUCUUCAUCGUCUGUAAACACACAAAAUCAAUUUUAUUCUCAGGGAUUAGAUAGUUCAUGGGUUCAUUUGAACAACUUGAAUACUCCCCCUCCACCAUUACCUCCGCGUAAUACCAAACGCGAUCUAACUAAAUAUAAUCCUAACCAGCUUCAAGUAUCACAGCAACAGAUACCACCGCCACAACAAUCACCAAUACCACCACAAUCAAUCCCACAGCAACAAUUAAUGAUACAACAACAAUCAAUGCCACCACAACAACCAAUGCCACAACAACAACCAAUGUCGCAGCAACAAUCAAUGCCGCAGCAACAGACAAUGCCGCAGCAACAAUCAACACAACAGCAACCACUACAACCAGUAAACAAUAAAAAUGAUAUAAUUGUGAAUUCAAAUAAUUCGAAUCCGCCUUCCCAAUAUAAUUAUAUUUAA
Messenger RNA from Acaulospora morrowiae, 1365 nucleotides. NCBI's taxonomy places the organism in Eukaryota, Fungi, Glomeromycota, Glomeromycetes, Diversisporales, Acaulosporaceae. The record is from the annotation of a GenBank genome assembly.